AUGACUUUAGUUCUAUUGGGACAAGAAACAAUUGCGGGUGGAGAUAGCAGCGAAAGCAGUGAAAGCAGUUCAGAACCAGAUUUAGGCUGUACCCGAAAAGUUGACCUAUGCAGAAAACUAAACUUUCAAGAUUGCAGUCCAUUUGUUUAUUACAUGUCAGGAGAAUUCUGUGAUAAAAGGUUUGUGGAAAAGUUCUUGUCGGCAAAGACAGAAGGAGAAAAUGAGUGCACAGCAUAUUCUAAAGAAAAUUGUAAAGGUGAAUCUGCUGCUAUACCUCAAGCUGAUAAAUCUGACAAAUCUGAUCCAUCUGAUCAACCUGCAAAGAUUGAUUUCGAAAUAAAAUCAAUUACUAACUUUAAACAGAGUUGCUACAUUUUCAAAGCAAAAAUUAGAUGUCCAAUAAAAUUGGAUUUUUUGUCAUUUGAAGAAGAUUAA
Molecule: messenger RNA, 435 nt
Organism: Clunio marinus
Lineage: Eukaryota; Metazoa; Arthropoda; Insecta; Diptera; Chironomidae
Source: the annotation of a GenBank genome assembly